AUGGCGGGCGGCUCCGAACCUUUUCCGCCGCUCAGCGCGGCAGCCGAUCGCCAGUUCCAGUCUCAGUCAACAGCCACGGAUACCAGCGCGCCCCGCCGGCGCAGAAAGUCGAGCAUCCUGGGAAGUGAAUUGCGCCUGGGUGACACAGGAGCGCCCUCGCUCGCCACAGGCAUUGCCCACCUAAGCGGCUCUUCAAAGGAACCAGCAUUGAGUCCCGCGACCCCAUCGAAGCGCUUCUCCAAGCGCAGGAAAGCCCGCUCUGCCCUGCACCGCGCAAAGAGCAUCAUUGUCAAGCACACCUGGGUGUUACCUCUAGUCAUCAUCUUCGUCUUCCUCGCUCUCUAUGCCAUCAACCCGACCGAGUCGAACCCGAUCCACCACUUCAUCUUCCUCUCGUACAAGCUGCCACUCACGGACGCCGAUGAAUACCAGCAGUAUGGCAAGGGCCGCUGGGACAUCGCUUUCGUCGCCUUCUACACCGUCGUCCUCUCUUUUACCCGCGAGUUCAUCAUGCAAGAGGUCCUGCGCCCCAUGGCCCGUCGUGCAGGCCUCCGAUCGCGCGGCAAGCAGGCCCGCUACAUGGAACAGAUGUAUACGGCCCUCUACUUUGGCUUGCUGGGUCCCACGGGCAUGUACGUCAUGAGCCGCACGCCCGUGUGGUACUUCAACACGCGCGCCAUGUACGAGGCUUUCCCCCACAAGACCCACGACGCCCUCUUCAAGUUCUACUAUCUCUUCCAGGCGGCCUACUGGGCCCAGCAAGCCAUUGUGCUGCUCCUGGGAAUGGAGAAGCCCCGCAAAGACUUCAAGGAGCUCGUCGGUCACCACAUUGUCAGCCUGGCUCUCAUCGGGCUCAGCUACCGUUUCCAUUUUACCUACAUGGGCCUGGCUGUUUACAUUACCCACGACAUCUCUGACUUCUUCCUGGCCACCUCCAAAACCCUCAACUACCUGGACCACUGGCUAACCGGCCCCUACUACUUCACCUUCAUGUGCGCCUGGGUCUACCUGCGCCACUACCUCAACCUGCGCAUCCUCAUCAGCCUCUUCACCGAGUUCAAGACGGUCGGCCCCUACGAGCUGAACUGGGAGACCCAGCAGUAUAAAUGCACCCUCUCCUUCGUCAUCACCCUCGGCCUUCUCAGCUCCCUGCAGGCCCUCAACCUCUUCUGGCUCUUCUUCAUCCUGCGUAUCGCCUACCGCUUCGCCGUCCACAAUGUCGCCAAGGAUGACCGCAGCGAUGUCGACGAGUCAGAGCUCGAGGAGAUCACGACCGAUAGCAGCAGCGCGACUACUGCCGCCAUUGCUAACGGUAAUGGGCAUGCGAUCACCAACGGGGUGGCCAAGGAGAAGGGGGCCUACGCGUCUGCUGUCGCCAACGGGACGGCGACCGCCAAUGGCGCCACGACGAAGAGGAGCAGGUAA
Messenger RNA from Dichotomopilus funicola, 1425 nucleotides. Its product is annotated as TLC domain-containing protein. The transcript has 3 exons. Gene Ontology annotation, biological process: ceramide biosynthetic process. The record is from RefSeq and is a predicted model, not a curated record. Gene Ontology annotation, cellular component: membrane. Lineage: Eukaryota; Fungi; Ascomycota; Sordariomycetes; Sordariales; Chaetomiaceae. The coding region runs from base 1 to 1425 and encodes 474 amino acids. Gene Ontology annotation, molecular function: sphingosine N-acyltransferase activity.